AAAUCUUUUUCCUCAAACAUUUGGAUCAGAAAACAAGUUGCCUGAUUCUUUUCUGGACUUUACUCUCAACCCCCCGCGGAUAAAACUCCAGAUAAACACCUUCACUCACAGUUCCACGGUGCGCGUAAUUACGCACGGAGGCUCUCCAUGGCGCACAUGUGCAGGCAGAUCACGGGCAGCGCGGCCAGCUGCGCGGGCUGGAUCGGUGUCAUCAUCGCCACCGCCACCAACGACUGGGUCCGGACCUGCGACUACACCGUGGCGACCUGCGUCCGGAUGGAUGAGCUGGGCUCCCGGGGCCUGUGGGCCGAGUGCGUCAUCUCCCCUGCGCUGUACCACUGCGUGGCCCUGAACCAGAUCCUGUCUCUGCCCGCCUACGUCCAGACGUCCCGGGCUCUGAUGAUCUGUGCCUGUCUGCUGGGUCUUCCUGCCCUCCUGCUCGUCCUCAUGUCCAUGCCCUGCGUCCGUCUGCACAACGACACGUCCGCCAUUAAACGGCGCCGCUCGCGAGUCGGCGGCGUCCUCAUGAUCCUCAUGGCUCUGUGUGGCAUCGUAUCGACAGUUUGGUUCCCUAUCGGCUCUCACCAAAACGAAGGCCUGAUGUCCUUCGGCUUCUCUCUGUACGCCGGUUGGGUAGGCUCCGCCCUCUGUCUCCUGGGCGGCCUCAUGAUCCUCUGUUGCCACGGCAGCGACCCAGGGGCGCAGAGCAGGGAAAACAGCUUCUACUACUCCAGACAGGGGGGCACGGCCAUGCCGCUGGACCCCCCUGCCAACCACGCCAAGAGCGCACGAGUGUGAACGCCAUCGUCAUAACAUGUACAUUAAUCCUGUAUUUCAUCCUGUUUAAUCAGCUGUUCAUACAGAAGCUUCUGCAGAUCACACACUUUAACUCAGUUGAAUUGUCGUCUAUUAACUCUUCCUACAGUCGCAGAAGGAAUUCUUAGACCACCCCUUGUUUUUUU
Messenger RNA from Sphaeramia orbicularis (orbiculate cardinalfish), 962 nucleotides. It is a transcript of the gene cldn11b, whose product is annotated as claudin 11b. Gene Ontology annotation, molecular function: structural molecule activity. The transcript is spliced from 3 exons. Bases 148 to 798 code for a protein of 216 amino acids. The record is from RefSeq and is a predicted model, not a curated record. Lineage: Eukaryota; Metazoa; Chordata; Actinopteri; Kurtiformes; Apogonidae. Gene Ontology annotation, cellular component: bicellular tight junction; membrane.